CUUAAGUGUUGUUGAUAUAUGGUUACUGUAUUAUAGUGUAAUAUGGAAAGUAUCUGGGCUGGCCUUCUGACAAAACUGAUGCUGAUACGAUAUAUUAUAACAGAAUGUACGGGGUCCAAUGAACUGAAAAUUAACUUUUGUCAAAACAGUUUAACCAGUGCAACGUCAUGUCCCUCCAAAUCCGUUGUAAAGUGCUUUGUAGAAACAGAAACAAUUGCUAAAGACACAGAUGUUGACGUUUUGUUCAGUAAUCUACAAAACCGACUAGAACAAACACAAUGCAGAUUGAAGACUCAGAGUAAUGGAAGUAGGAUCAUGGAUUGCUUCACACUCAAUGUUCUCUCUAUGUCAACUGCAGCUUCCCCACCAAAUUGUAUUGAAAGUUCAACACCACAGAUACAAAAUGAGAACAGAGAAGAGAAGAAGUCCACAGAGAUGUAUCGUAUUUCUAUAGCUCUGGCAGGCUUUGGUGGUAUUGUGUUUGGUGCUGCUGCUGCUAUAUUUACCAUGUCUGCUGUAGCUAAGAGGAAGCAAAUCAGAAAGAGAAGGAAGGGGGCCACCUUUAUAAAUGCUACAUACGAACACAAUGAUAUUGUAAUUCCCUCUAAAGCAUCAGGGGAAUUAAAUACAGAACUAAGCCCUUCUGACUUAGGAAAAGAUACUGAGCCAACAAACAGACAUGGAAGUCAUCUUCCCGCAGUACAACAAUAAGGUAUACCUUACACAACAAGCCAACAAAUUCAUCCUUCAAGUUAAUGCAACUUACAUGGGACGCAGAGUCUAUAUGCAAGAAAAGAUGGAGGAAGAAUUAAAAUAGGAGAAAGCCUUAGAGGUGGCUCCUAUAGGGAAAAAAUAAAUUGAAAAAGGAAGAAAAUCAAAAACACUUCGUUUUACAGUAUCUUUCUUUAUUUCUAAACAUUGUGGGGUAAACAUUUUGAAAUAAGUGAAAUAAGUAUCAAUGUUUUUACAUCAAUAUUUUGUACAUCUAUUUUAAGAGAAAUACUUUUCUGAAAUGAGCAGGUGACAUUUCUUUUUCUCUUUUUCUUUAAAUCUUAAUGAUUUGACUAUUUUACAUAGGGUUAUUUGCAUCGUGAAUAGACUGUAACAAGAAUUACGUUAACUUUGUUGUCAAGAAAAGAAAUGUUUAUUUAACUGGGUGAAGGGAAUUAUUUUUUCUCUAGAAUAUUAUUAAAUGAAAUAAAA
This is a messenger RNA of Saccostrea cuccullata (small rock oyster), 1203 nucleotides long. RefSeq lists its product as uncharacterized. The transcript has 8 exons. Bases 43 to 711 code for a protein of 222 amino acids. The record is from RefSeq and is a predicted model, not a curated record. NCBI's taxonomy places the organism in Eukaryota, Metazoa, Mollusca, Bivalvia, Ostreida, Ostreidae.